Messenger RNA from Fulvia fulva, 5901 nucleotides. RefSeq names its product Negative regulator of mitosis. The transcript has a single exon. Bases 1 to 5901 code for a protein of 1966 amino acids. The record is from RefSeq and is a predicted model, not a curated record. Gene Ontology annotation, cellular component: anaphase-promoting complex. Gene Ontology annotation, biological process: protein K11-linked ubiquitination; anaphase-promoting complex-dependent catabolic process; metaphase/anaphase transition of mitotic cell cycle. Gene Ontology annotation, molecular function: molecular adaptor activity. Lineage: Eukaryota; Fungi; Ascomycota; Dothideomycetes; Mycosphaerellales; Mycosphaerellaceae.
AUGGCGGCUGUGAAGUCCCUCGGUGUCCACACGCCGGCAGCGUUAUCAUAUCUGGUCGAUGAAGGCUUCUUACCACCCGAUCCCAGGCAGGACCAGUACCAAUGGACAACCUGGCUCACUACCGAAGGCGGCGAAGAUGUGGAAGAGGAACUACUGACGACCUCGCGGGUUGUGGUGUGGUCGCGUGGCAAGCUUAUCCGUAAUGUCUACCGCUUUGAUGGGGAGCCAGAGGAUGUUCUCCAAGCUGUUCUGACCAGCUUCCCACUCAAUUCGCCUGCGAGUGCUGAACGGCACCCUCUCAAGGCAGAGGCUACGCUGCUGGAAGCAUCGAUCCGGCCACAUCUCGCCACAGAGACUGGCAACCGCACUCAUCAGCCCAGACCCACAGCUAGUGGUCGGGCGCUGGUGGUCUUGCUAAAGACGAAAGCUCACAUCUACUUCCUGAGCGGUUCCAACCACAUCGUCGACCUUCCUUUCGAGCUUGAACGUGCGUUUGCUGCACCUCGAGGCAUUGUACUGCAAAGGAAGCGUACAGCGCAACCAUCCCUUCCACCAACUCCACAACUUCCUCGCGCACCACCCAAUUCCUUCUUCUUCUCCUCCCAAGCACAGCAACCAAAUGCUUCCUUCAGACAUUCUUUGUCGCCAUCGCUGGUCAAAAGCUUUGCCAAGACGAACUUUGCCCAGGUCAAGCCAUAUCAGCCCUCCCCACUGGGUGCUAUCACUAGGCUCGAUGCGCUAUUCCAAGAGGUCAUCACGUCUUCUGGUACAUUGAUCGAUGAAGAUGUCACCAACAUCUACUCGCUAACGGAUCCUCUGUCAGAUCUGGGUGUGGUCACUUUUUCUCUGCAACACCACAGGCCGCGCUUGUAUAGCAAGUCACAGGCAGGGCUAAGCGUCGAAUUCGAAGGCCUGGACCCAGCUGAAGAGGUCUUUUACGUUUCAGCACAGGAUGAGCUCGACCAGCAACAGAUAGAUAGCAGGGGCGUAUUGACUCUGCUUGCCACUUUCAACGCGGACAUUAGCACUGUCACGAUCUGGCACGGGUGGUAUGUCGAGGAGAAAUCCCUGAAGGAGCUCAUGAAGCUGCAUGCGGACCAGAAAGAAGCCAAGGCUAGGCGCCGAAGCUCGUUCCUGAACGCAGGCAUUGGAACAGGGGCGGCGACUCCAGGCCUCAGACGUCGAGACGGCACCCGCGAGAGCUUUGCUGGAGGCGGCGUCCUCCCAGGAGAUCCUGCCAUUUCACAAGCCACCGCUCUUUCUCGAAACCUUACCAGGCAAGAGGAAGAACAGGCGAUGGCGUCGCAGAUGGACCCCGAUUAUCAGCCUGUGACAUCGCAGCCAGUGCGCGAGCCUCGUAGGGUCAGCUCUAUGAAUGCGGAUGUUCGUGCCAGCCAGACUACAGUCAAUGCUAGCUUUACCGGCACAGGGGGUCGUCGCGCGACUUCCUUCGGGGGACCUAACACAAGACGAUCGCUCACCCAUCGAAAGAGCCGCGGCUCCACGCCUGGAAGUGCCUACGGCCAAAGUCAAGGCGACGACGAAACGAUGGACGUCGACGACACCUUUGAGUUUGACAACGAUGAGAGUAGCGAUGACAUCUUGCGGCAUAUGCGCGCAACCUUCGAAGCUUCCGGCAUGGACACCACUUUCGGCAGUGCUGACGAGGGCUUCAAACGUGAGCUUGUGGUCAGGAAGAUACACUCUUUCCCGCUUGGCGUGUCCACUUCGUCGCAGGGUACCUCACGAAAGUCUGCCGAUACUCUCAAGCUAGCGACGAUCCUCGAGCCCAAUGAUGGCCGAGCUGCAGAUCACAAGCUUGGCCUCUAUCUGCACGACAUGGUCACGGGCGAUGUUCAGCAUGUAUUGCUCAAGAUCAAACAGCGAAAGCUGUGGCCGGAGAUUCCUGGUUCAGAUUUGUUGGCCAUCCCACUCCUUGUCAGCGAAGAGCAACUGCACCCUUGUGAGGAUAUUUUGAAGCUUCAAGACUCUCGUAUGAGUGGCGUUCUCUGCGGAAGAAGUCGUGGUAUGUUCCUUGCAGCCGCAGCACAUUUGAUCUGUCCACUUCCGACUCCUGCGGCGUAUAAAGUCUACAACUCUCUGGACGUUCCGGCCAGCAAUGGGGACAUGGAAACUGGCAAGAAUCGAGUGCUUGGCCAAUCGCUAGGCUUUGCCAAGCUCAAGCAUGCAGGCAUCAAGGGCACUUACGAUGAGGUCUCGAAAGAUGGCAUCCACCAUCGACUUGAGCUGCAGUUUCGACCGCGCGGCUCGGUAGUGCAAGAGCUUCUCGACUUGUGCUCUCUGGUGUUGCCGCAGCACAUUGCAGUCGACCUCUCAAAGACGUGGUGUGUUUGCCAUGCGAGAGUUAAUCAGGAGACAGGGACACUUCGCGGCACCAAGGCGAGUACGGAAAUGAUCGCUCUGGUUGCUGCACUCUUCGCGGUAGUGAUAGAAUUACUGGACUCGAAAGCACGCGCGAGUUUAAAUUUGUCUGGCAUUGCUGCUGGCAGAAGCUCAGGCAUGAUUGACGAGGCAGCAUACGAGCUUCGGCGCGCAGAGCAUGACAGGACGAUACGCACCGCUUCAGCAUGGUCUUGGCUGCCUCCUAAACGACGAUCGCCUCGCCGCCGUUCUUCGGGUAGCAUUGAUCGCGGCAAGGAUCAGAUGUUGGUGAUCGCUGCAGCUCUAGCUGAUGAGAUCUCGACCACGGCCACGGCCCCAUCCAUCUCGGACAAGCCAUCGAAGCCAGACUGUGCUGAAGUUGCAGCCAAACUGAUGCUUGUGCUGCACAUAUAUAUGCAGGAGCAGAAGCUGAACGUGCUAUGCAAGCCGCAGCAUCACUCCAGCAUCGCAGCCGUGAUUGCGCAACUAGGCUCGUGGUUGAACCUGUCAGACUGGAGCAGUGGUCAUCGCACAUACCUCAACCUAGAGGGCGCAAGUGAUGAGCUAUGGGCAUACGUGUCCACCAAGAAGUCGCAUGAAGUAGGUUUCGCCAACCUUGAACCGCCCCUUAGCGUUUUCGCUUGGUUCGAGCAAUCGUUGCAGGCCGGGUCGGCGCCGCACAUGCCUACUGUGUCAACGAUCGCGGCAAUGGGAACUGGAGCCAUGAGAAGAUCAAAUGAGGCUUCGAGGAUGAAUAAGAUGACUCCACGACUGGCUGCAUUGUCGGCGAUGCUAGAACACUCGCAAGGCUUGUCAGCCCAUCCAGUAGCAGUCGUGGAAGGCUUGUUCAAGCAUGGCCUGACCUUUGACAUCUUGGAGGCAUUACCAGAGUCGAUGGCAGCGCCGUUCAAAGAAGCCAUUGCUCGCUGCGAGAAGACGCCGCCCACGACCUGGUUGGAUGAUCUGUUGCAGUUGGUUGGUCGAGCAGAUCUCGCGAACAGCAAGAUGCAGAUUCUUGCCAUGGCAAAAGCACCUCCGAAUGCUCUUAUCACGACUCGAGAUGUCACGACCGCGUGUAGUGCUGUGGAGCAUCCUACACCUCACGGCAAGACAAAAGAAGCCGGACGCCACUCGGUCUCCCAGCUGAUAUUCCACGAAGACCGGAGACUUGUAGAUGCGACCAGCUUGAUGCACUUCAACAGUAUCCAGGUCGCACAAUGUCCUAAACAGCCAGAAUGGGACGAAGCCGUGCACUUCGAGAUCCAGCGGAAAGUGAUGCAUUUUGUGACAAUCAGAAUGAUUGCACUUCCUGCCGGAGACGGUAUGAUUCAUUUCGACAGCCAAGCGCCUCUGCUCACUGAGAAGUAUCAUCUGCCUGGGUUCAACUCGUCAUGUCUGAUGCAGCCGAUGGGGCAUACCAUGACUACAGAUCGAAGCGGUCUGACAGAAGAGAAGGUCAACUGGGCAUACUUUCACGCAGGAGCAUCGGCUGGUCUGCGGAUCUCGAGGCAUGCAGAAGGCAUCGACACGUCGUGGAUCGCGUUCAAUAAACCAAACGAGCUGACCAACAGGCAUGCCGGACUGCUUCUUGCGCUAGGUCUCAGUGGUCACUUACGCCAGUUGGCGAAAUGGCUGUCUUUCAAGUAUCUCACUCCAAAGCACACAAUGACCUCGAUCGGGCUGCUGCUAGGCCUCUCUGCAUCAUAUCUGGGCACGAUGGAUGGCCUCAUAACACGAAUGCUAUCGGUACAUAUCACCAGAAUGCUGCCCCUAGGUGCUGCUGAACUUAAUGUCUCUCCUGCCACACAGACCGCUGGGCUGAUGGGCAUCGGACUGCUGUACUACAACUCGCAGCACCGACGAAUGAGCGAAAUAAUGCUCUCCGAGAUCGAGAGCAUGGACGUCGAGGAUCCCGACAGUGGCCCUGAUCCGCUUCGCGACGAGUCAUACCGUCUUGCAGCAGGCUUUGCUCUUGGCUUCAUCAACUUGGGCAAAGGCAAUGAUCUUCGUGGUCUUCAUGGCAUGCAGCUUCCAGAGCGGCUUUUAGCUACCGCCGUUGGACCUCGACCUGUUCACGCCGUUCAUGUCUUCGACAGAGCCACUGCAGGUGCCGUGAUGGCUACCGCUUUGGUAUUCAUGAAGACUGGCGACAGAGCCAUUGCCAACAAAGUCGACAUCCCAGACACCGAAGCACAGUACGCUCAUGUACGACCUGACGUGCUGAUGCUGCGUGCUAUCGCCCGGCAUGUCAUCCUAUGGGAUGACAUCGAAGCUAAAGGAACACGGGACGAUGGGUAUGCGAUAUGGAUCGAUGAGAAUAUGCCCACCUGCUACAAAUCCAGAAUCAUGCAAGUGGCUCGAGACUUCAGCAUCACUCGGGCGAUCAACAGCUAUCAUAUACCAGUCUUCAACAUUUACACUGGCUUGGCUUUCGCGCUGGGCUUGAAGUAUGCUGGUACCGGGAACACUUUGGCUCGAGACGAGAUUCUGAGUGUGCUCAAGAUCUUCUACAGAUUUGAUGCUGCUGAAGCAUACUUCUUCGACGCUAAGCUGGGCAGAUCUGCACUUAAGAGGUGCAUUGAUGUACUAGCAUUGUCUGCGGCAACAGUGAUGGCUGGCACUGGCGAUCUUGACACUUUCCGCUGGUUGCGGCGCCUGCAUGGACGUACCGACCCCGAAACGACUUAUGGGUCCCAUCUUGCUGCUCAUCUCGCUAUCGGCGUGCUGUUCCUCGGAGGUGGGACGAUCACCCUCGGGACGUCGAACUUGGCCAUCGCAUCGCUUAUGGUCGCAUUCUAUCCUCUCUUCCCAAUGGAUGUGCAUGACAACAGAGUCCACCUACAAGCUUUCCGACACCUCUGGGUCUUCGCAGCAGAAUCACGAUGCAUCGUCGUCGAAGACAUCGAUACGCAGCGACCUAUCCACAUGCCUAUCAAGCUGCUGAUGAAAGACGGGUCAAGGAAAUCUAUGCAAGCACCUUGCCUCCUGCCAGAUCUCGACAGUAUCAAGUCGGUACAGACUGACAAUUCCGCGUACUGGAAAGUCACACUCGACUUUGUCGGCAACCCUGAUCACCUCACCCAGUUCCGCAAGGAUCAGCGUGUCUUCGUACGACGCUGCCCAGCAACCGAAGCGCACAACUCCGUCUUCACCGCAACCCUCGCGGCACUCACCGAUACAGUCUCAACGCAAGCCUCAAGCCAGCAGAUCUGGAACGUCCUCGCCAACCUCCCAGCCUUCAAAGACUUGGACAGAGCAGACUUCGAGCUCCUACUACCACCCGACAUUCAAAGCUCUGUAUACUCAAAUGAGCGCAGUACCGUUGUCGAUGAUAGAUUGGUGUUGAACUCGGCCGUCGCGAGUAAUGAUGGAGAUGCACUAUGGAAUCUGCGGGUUUUGUUCGCUUGGGCUGAGAAGGCUAAGCAGGAAGGUGAUGGGAAGGUUAGGUGGAUUGGUGAGGAAGUCAUUGAGGCGUUGAAGGCAGGCAUAGAGGAGAGGAAUAGACCGGCUGUGGCUUAG